Molecule: messenger RNA, 4565 nt
Organism: Anopheles cruzii
Lineage: Eukaryota; Metazoa; Arthropoda; Insecta; Diptera; Culicidae
Exons: 6
Coding region: 1-4236 (1411 amino acids)
Cellular component (GO): nucleus
Source: RefSeq, a predicted model, not a curated record
AUGUCAUGUCACCAAACAUCUCGAGCACAGGAUGAUCCGUACGCGUUCACCGAAUCGGCACCACUUCAGGCGAACUCGUUGCUGUAUGCAAACCAUUCAAGCACAGUCGGUAGUAAUGUUGGAACGACUGCCGCGAGCACGGGAAUUUCGGUGGUUACAACAGCGGCCGCCAAAUCUGGCGUUAGUUUACUCGCUUCGUCCGCAGUUGGGGGCAAUUUCGCGACUGCAAACAGCCAAGCAGCACGAGCUCCCACGUCGGUUACAGUUGGGACAAUCAUAUCGUCUAAGCCGGUGGUAACCGGAUCACCGGCACAUCCGCAAAUCUCCCCAUCGGCGUUGAAGGUUCGUUAUAAUGGUGUGGUAACGCCUUUACAAAUUCAAAAGGCUCCACUAGCCGUAGCUACCACACCGGUAUUCACAAAGCCACUGCAAAUCAGGCAGCAAACCCCGCAGCCACAGCCAACGGUCACUGUGGGGAAACUGAUCAAGAAAGUGUUGCCGCAAAAAUCUCCCCUACUGACGACGGUUGUCGCCGGGGACCUAAAAGGAUUUUCACAACUGCAGCAACGGCCGCUGAACCAAACGUCGCCACAACAAACGUCGAUCAUUUCCCCCGGUGGCUCGAUAUUGACUACUGUUACGACACCGAACGGCACGGCGUUAAAGUUUAUCAAAAUUCCUCAGAAUCAGCUCGGAAAAGCAACAAUAACAGGCAUUCCGCCGGGAAAUUUCAUACAAGUCAGCACCGGUAAUGGCACGAAGAAACUACUUACCACCAGUAAUAUUGGCACGAUUGGUACAAAAUCUGCUAUAUCGGUGACUGCUACCGCAACGACCCCGCCAACCAUUAUAAAGCGCAAUGCUGCCACCGUUGUAUCGACUCAGUUGCCUAGCGUUUCGCCGACCAAAAUUCGUCUCAUACAACCGAAUUCUCAGGGUAAAAUUUAUCUUCAAGCAGCGAACGGCAACAACUUGGCCAGCACAACUCACAUCUCGAGUCCGAUCAGUAUAGCGGCUUUGCGAAAUUCGCUUGUUCGGCAGCAGCAGCUGCAGCAACUGAACAAUGCCAAAAUUCAACAGCCGUCACAGCCGCAACAACCGCAGUCGAUUCAGCAACAACCGCAUGUGCAACAGCAGGUGUUGAAGCAGAUAAAACAAACUUCACCACUACCUAUACCACCGCAGCUAAAAUUACAACAGGUCGCAACUCAGUCGCUUAUCCAAUUGCCACAGCAAACACAAAAGUUUGUUCAGAAUUCUCAGCAACCGCAGCCGAGCCCAGUACUGCAAUUACCACAACAGACACCGAAACUAGUAAAACCGGUACCGGUACUUCAGUUCCAGCAGAAGGUUCAAACGUCAUUGGCGCCACCCCACACGCCACAACAGCAGCAAUCGUUACUGUCUAAAUCGGACAAUAAUAUAAACGCCUCACAAAAUGUGUUGGUACAGAGAAAGGUGCAGAGUCAAUCGCAGCAGCAUUCGUCUAUACUGCAGCAGCUACCGAAGGUUCUUCAACAGGCACAGGUGGCGCAAAGCACUGCACCGCAAAGUUUGCUGCAACCGCAACCUUUCUUACAAACCACUAUACAGCAACAGUCGGCACCGUCCCCUUCUCAGCAACAAUCGUUGCAACUUCAACAAAUAAAGCAACAACUGCCGCAGCAACUGUUGCAGCAGCAACCGCAACAGCAAUUGCAACCCAAGCAGCAGCAACCCAAGCAGCAGCCCAAGCCGCAGCCAAAACAGUUGCCAAAGCAACAGCUUAAACAGCAGUCCCCGCAGCAACCCCAGCAGCAGCAACAGCACAAGCUGCGGCCAAAUCUGUUUAAUAAGACUAACGUGGAGCCCGCGAUCGCACCAAAGGUGCUGUCCACGGACACGAAAGCAAUGGAAGAAAACUCUCAGCCAGCAAUGCCCAUUGCCAAAGUCGCACCGUUGAACGUUAAUGUAAAGAGUCGCUCAAACGGUGCACGAAAGGCAGGAUCCGCCAAUAAGAAUGCUCCUGCUGGAAAGCAGCAGAAAGGCAAACGAACGUACAGUCAGCGUUCCACGGAAAAACACCAUUCUGGCGAGCAACUAACAGCAAAAUCUGGUCCUGCUACUCCUGCGUCUGCAGCAAAUUCGUCCGCAAUGUUGGAUGUUGAGAAGGUGCCAGAGGAAAAGUUCUCGCCUCUCCCACCGACAAGCGAAAGUGUGAGUAAAGUUGUCAGCAGUACCAAUGGGGCCGAAGAAUCACCGGCCCCAAAGCAACCGAAACUAAAGCUCGGUCCGAGCUCACGGGCGACUGGUGCGAUUGCUGUACCGAUGGUACAGAAAACGGUGCGCGAAUGGCACGCACCCGGUGCGUAUAUGUUUGAUCUGAAUGAUCCGGAUGAUGAAUCAGAUGACGAUGAGGAUGCAUGCGAUUUGUUGCCAAAUACGCUCUCCUUCUGGUACGAGGAAUCGAUCGCCGUCAGCGUACCGGAAAGGAGCUCGGCUUGGGCUUUCAAUCCGCCACACUCGCGAGCCGGUCCGUCGCACGGCGGCAGUGUACGGAUGGGUAAGGACAAACCGGAUGAUUCAAAGUUUGAAAUCCGUAUGCUGACGCGGGACGAGCGGCUGGAGCUUAAGAAAGCUUACCUGCAGCGUCGUGCGGUCCAGUGUCGCAAUGGACUGCGUAUGCGAAACGUUUCGGCCGCCAAACGGAGACUUGAGUCGAUGACGAAGAUGAUGGAAAAAUUGGAAGCCCGUCGACUAAAGGCACUGAACGAAGAAAGCGAGAAACCGAAAUGCCUCUCGCGGGGCUGCAACGAGGCAGCGCUUGUGAUGACGACACAUUGCUACAACCACAUUACGGAGAAUACUGAGCAGCGCCUCUUUCAACGGUGCACCGCAAAGUUCUCCGACAACCGUCAGUGCCGCGUGCCGGUGUUCGACAUAAGUCACGAGUUGGUGCUGUGCAAGGAGCACGCCUGGAAGCACGACAAUCACGACAAGAUGACGCAGGAGGUGAAGCAGAAGAAGCCAGCCCGCAAGAAGCCUAAACCUAUAGACCCGCCCGUGGCGCGAACACAGAAGCGACCGAAAAAGAAGAAGAAGUUGAUACCUCUACAGCAGCAAAUGAUUUUGGAUCAGCACCAGUUCAAACAAUUGCUGGGCAACACCACGCCACAGCAUCAUCUUGUGCAGUCGGGCCAAAUGAAUCAGUUGCCUGUGUCCCCAGAGCAGCAACAGAGUCGGAAGGUCGUCCAGCAACAAAGUUUGCUAAUCGGUGCACCCCGGUCGAAUGUUCCGGGUGUCACCCUCGGGCACAUUGAUAGACUACCGGUUCAACCACAGCAACACACGGAACCACAGGCAAUACCAGCAUCGCCUUACCAGCACCAGCAGUAUGUUGGCAAUGAUACGGCAAUGUCCAGCAGUGGAACGAUGCCCGUCACGAAUGGUCACAUUCUAAAUCCACUUAGUGGCGGAAGCCACCUGAUCGGGGAGAGCACCCUGGUAGAUGCGGUGUUCCCAUCGGAACAAAGUGAUUCGACGGUGCCACUUGUUGGCCAGCUACAUCAACAUAGACCGAUCCAUGUUCAGCACCAGCGCCAGGUACAGCAACCGCAACAGCAGCACCAUGACCUGGGGCAGCUGCAGCACCACCAGGUGAACGAGGAGCAACUGCUGCUCGACUAUAUCCAGCAACAGCAGCACCAACAAUUGCAUCAUCAUCAGCCGCAGCUUCAACAGCACUACGGCACUGUUGCGACAGCGCAUCCGGUGCAACCCAUGCUGAAUGCUCCGGUCACGCAGGAUUUGUUGACGAUAUGCGAGAACAGCUCUGCAUACGCCAGUUCUGAAGAUACCGGUGUUGGUGGCCUGUCGGAAUCGGAGUUGAUGGCAACGCCAGACGUGAUUGAGGAAAUUAUACCAUUCGACAUCACCAGCCAGCUCUAUUCGAACGUGCUCAGUCAGCUGCCGGCGGAUGAGCUGAAUGAGCUGCUGUUCUCCGGGGGCGGCACUCAAGACGUUCACGAUCAGGGCACGGGUUUCGAUAAAAAUACGUGCGAGGUUGAGGAAGAAAUUGCGUUGGCGCUGGAGGAAGCGAAAUCACUCGACGACAUGACGGUAGAGUCCGGGAACUUUUUGGGUGACUUCCUCGAAAAUGUCGACGAUGAAAUCCUGGACGGUUCGGACAUCUGCAGCGACCAGAUACUACACUCACCUAACAACGGCAGCGAUAUCCGAGGGCUCGUGCAUACGUAAGUAUGUGGUGUGUGUGUGUGGCAUACGUCGCUCAGUGGGGUGUUGACCGUAGAAAACGAUUCGUAGUGACACGCAUGUUCCUCACCACCACCACAGAAUCGCUCAGUUGGGGGGCUCGUUGUACCGGUUUCUUGAUGAAGACAGCUGAAACCAGUGUCACGGUGGGAGGCACGAUCACAAAAAUUACGAUGGAAGCCUUGUUUCGGCUGACGCUCCAUUGAUUGUGGAGCCACGGGGAGAGCGAGAGCAACGGUUUGGAAAAUGAUUUCGUUUGUGCGAUCACAAAGACCACUUCCGAUCCGAUUCGCGGACGCGGAUCGCCGUAGCAG